Messenger RNA from Tigriopus californicus, 4749 nucleotides. Its product is annotated as zinc finger protein ZFP2-like. NCBI's taxonomy places the organism in Eukaryota, Metazoa, Arthropoda, Copepoda, Harpacticoida, Harpacticidae. Gene Ontology annotation, molecular function: protein binding. Bases 457 to 2274 code for a protein of 605 amino acids. The record is from RefSeq and is a predicted model, not a curated record. The transcript has 2 exons.
UACUUACCGUUAUUGUGAAUGAAACCAAAAUACAAACUCAUACCACGCUCACUUUACGUUGUGAGAGAAAACAUCCAUCAGUUUCAUUUUUCGUCAAACAACGACAGAAACUCAAUUCCCUUAUUAAAAGUGAUCCAUCCGACUUUGUUCCACGUGAGUGGAACUACAAUUCUAAUCAGAGAUGGCCGUUCCAGAAAGUUGGCCUGAAUCUCAAAUGAGGUGAACCGAUUUUGCCACCACCAACAUCUGUUCUCAAACAAAAGUUGGCAACAGCUUUUAUACCGUGUUCGGACUCGGUUGGAGCUCCACAUCAGAUGCCAUGGCUGCCUUUGAACUCAGACCUUGUUUGGUCCUUUAGCUAGGUGUUAGGGGUACGUACACCUUGCCUUAAGUUUUGACACCAGACGUUCGCUCCCAACGCAGAACUCUAUUCAUCCGCAAAGAUCCGGAGACAAGAUGCUUCUGAAUGUGGAUCUGGCAAAUUUGCCCACAAAGUUUUUGACAACUCGGAAAAUGGAGUUUCAUCGCCACUCUGAGAUGAUCCUGUCCCUGGUGCAAGAUUGGUUAGUGGGGGGAAAGCACACCGACGUGUCUGUGGCCGUUAUUGAAGAUGGAACGAUUUAUAGCAUAAGAUGUCAUCGGGUAGUCCUGGCUAAUGCUAGUCCUUUCCUGGCUUGUCUUCUUGGAGGAUCAACAUGGCCGUCACGUUAUCUUCAAGAUGACAUUUCUCUUUUGCUUUCUGACGUUUCCAAUCAAAACCUGGAACUCCUGAUAUCCUAUUUGUACACAGGAAUGGCAACUUUCGACUCUCGCCAGGCCAGAUCAUCGUUUCUCGAGGUCUUGACAUCCUUAGGUGUCAAGACACCACCAUAUCUGGGAGCGGAUGAGAGUUUGGCUGGUUCCGUGGAACUUGAUCAUGAUAUCUUGGCGGAGACUGUUGAUAUUCUGAAUGCCACCCUAACCUCAACCACCAACAAAGCGAGCACGCUUCAAGAUUUAACGGAGAUGACAAAUCUUGUCCCUCCCUCUCCUGCCCUCGUUUGUGGUUCAUGGCCUCAGAAUAAUUCAUCAUUAGCUGUAACAGACAACAAGCAGCCCCAUCAGACCAGGGUAUUAGGGAAGGACUUUUCGGCAGAGAAUUCUGACCACGUACUGGAGGACGAAGAGCCAGGGCUCAAGGGUCCCCCCAAAGCCGCGACUUCGUUUGGUAAUGAAGAACAUGGAUCUUCGAUGAAAGAUUUAGAACUUUCCACUGUGGAUCAGUCAGCCAUUUUGUACGCGUUUCCGACCCUAGGCCAGCCAAUCGAAGAGCAAAAAGGCGAGAACCCAUUUGAAGUCCGCCACCGUUAUGUUCAUAAUCAUACUCAUCCUCAUCGCGAUUCCAAAAACUCGAUGUCGGACGAGGUCGAUUUGGAGAGGGAACAAGCGUCUCCGAUUUCGUUGACUUCUUCAUGUUCAUCUUCGAAAGAGAAUAAUGAUGCUGAUUUGCAUUUCAUUAUGGACGACAUUCAAGUGGAGCGAUUGAAAAAUUCAAAGUUGGAACAACAUUCAUCCGCAAGUCUUUUCCCCCUUUCCGAGAAGGAGCUUUCCAAUUCAAAUGGGGUUGAUCAAGAUGAAGACGAAGAAACUGGGGCACUAACCACCUCAGCCAACGGUUACACAAAAGCAAGGAGCAAGCGCCGGUUCCAAUGCAACCAGUGCGGCAAGUAUUUCCCUUCCAAACAUUAUCUCGGUUUCCACGAAACUAGUGUUCAUUCUCGAAUUAAAUCUCACCCAUGUCAAGAGUGCGAUAAAGUGUUCACGGGUGACUAUUAUCUGCGUCAACACGUGCGUCGCAUGCACUCAGAAAGUCGGCCUUUUGCGUGUCACAAUUGCUCUUCCAGCUUCAGUGUGAGAUACGACCUCGUCGUCCAUAUGAGGACGCACGAGGCUGUAAAACAAUUCAAAUGUGAUUAUUGCGCCAAGACCUACGCUACGCAUAGAGCGCUCAAGGAGCAUGCUCGCACCCACACGGGUGAGAAGCCGUUUGAAUGCAAGGAAUGUGGCAAGAAGUUUGCCCUCCCCAAGACACUCCGAGUCCACUACCGUCAACAUUCUGGGGAACGUCCCUAUCUGUGCUCCCAUUGUGGAAUGACUUUUGUGCAGAACUCAACGCUCAGAAACCAUUUGCGACACCAUCAUCAGACAACCAAGAAUUCCCGAGACCACGGGGAUGGUACAUGCAGUGCUACGACGACGAGUCGAGAGGCCGUCGGCAAACCGACAGGAACUUGAAACAAAGAUUUCAAUCCUCCUCCCCCAAAGACCACGUGACAAAAUGGAGGAUAAUCUUUUCCCAUUUCCUUCAACUCCAGAGCUCCUCCAAUGAGAAGCAAGCAACACUCUAUCGUCUCCUUAAAGCUGGAAAUGGCUGUUUGCGAAAAGUACUCUGGGAGGGCCAAGAGGGUGAUGGUGAGGUUGGGGGAGGGAGAAGAGAAAGAGAAAAGCAACAAGAAAACAAGAAAGAGAAUCAAAUGAUCGCACCAUAAUUCUUCCUUGUCAGAUUUAUUAAACUGCAAAUCCCAACAAAAGGAGGCAGGGAGCGAAAAAACUUGAAACGGUCUUGUGCUUUGUGAGCUCUCCAACAUUCCUACUCCUUUUUUUAUGGAACAAGAGCGGUACUUACAGCCUUUGGGGCACGUUGUACCGCGUAGUUUGGAACAAUGAGUGUUGAGAUGCCAAGAAAGAAGAGGAGGCAAGGAAAGAGAGGACCAGAGGAAGAGGAAGAAAUUCCAUCUCACCAGUUUGUAAAUGGCUAUGUAAGGAUCUCAAUUGAUUGUUCCGUCUCUUUUCCGCCUUUGGAGGCAUUGCUCUCGCUCUCUGCCGCCUUCUUCAAUGGUGAGCCUGGGGAAUCGAGAGGACCCAAGAGCUUUGAGUGGAAAAGCCAAUUGCUAGUGUUAACAGUCAGCCAAAUUACAGAAAAUUGUGAUGACGACAAAAGUUCAAAAUAGUUCUAUGUAGAAAAAAUUGGCGCUCAAUUCAUCAGAGCUUCUAUCCUAGUUGUUUUAUUCUACUGAAUUCCCGAUCAUGCGAUUGGAGCUACAGCCAUCUGGCCUUGAGGGCCUUUUGAAUACUCCCACUAGAGUCAGUAUGGAGCACCAUUUAAUCAUUUGAAUAUGUCGCUCGUCCAAGAUUUGGAGACGGUGGAUCUUGUCUACUCUCAAGUGUCUCUUGUGAUCCUCUCUUAUUAGAUCUGAGAUACCCCAAAGACCUCUUUGAGGGGACACUAUCAUGACCAUCAAGGCAGAGGGCCAAAUUCCCCAACUUCGGUGGUGAUCCAUGGCGUAAGACGCAUGACAAGAAUAGUUUGUCUUUUGACCAGAUCAACUUGGUCCGUAUGCGUUUUCCUCCCUCUCUCUUUGGGCACUUGGUUGUGGCAUUGUUCCAUAGCAAGUUUCGAAUUCCAAUUCGACCGAGAGAACAUGGACGGAAUCUAAUAGACAAGACUUGCGAGAUACAAACACCUACAUUUUGAUGCCAGUGAAAGACAAGAAAAAUCCAGAAGUCCAGGCGAUCUUGUAGUUUGACAUUUGAAUAUGCCACCAACCACCGAGCGAGCCUCAACUUUUAUCAAACUUUGUCGCCAUCUCUCCCCCUCUCUCUCUCUUCUCUCUCUCUCUCUCUCUAUCUCUUCCAUUCGCUCGCCCCUCCAAUAUUGGUGAUGGUUUGGUUGGGUCUUGUCUGUCCCUCGUCAUCGAAGUUCCUUUGUCGUGGUGAUGAAUUGGAGAUUUCAGACGACAGACCUUUUUUCGAAAAGAGGAACCUGAAAAAUCCAUUUACCUAUUUAGGGCAUCACUCCUUUCGGCUUUUGCUUUUGCCUUGUCAAAUGUUACGAACAUGUGAGUUCGAGCGACCCCAACCGAAAUUAUAUCAAGUACCGUACUACAACUCUCUCCUGUUCACACAAUCGAAAUGAGGAUGAUGCGCUUCUUGUCGGCUUUGGGGCAGGAGAGCUGAUGAGGUCCACAGGGAACACCGUGGAAAGCGGUUCCAAGUCACGUUCUGACGAAUGCUCCGGAGAAAAGAAGAGAGCUUGGCGUACGUUCACUCGUUAUAUGAGAAAAAAGACAUCCACUCAUCUAGCCCAUAACUUCUCAGCUUUGAGUGCAGGAAAAUUAGCCACAUGGGUAAGGAAACUGAAUCCCUUGUCAGGUCCGACUCAAUGCCUACCCACACUGGUACCUCGACAGACAUUCAAUGGUGCCGAUGCCAGGGGUGUGUCGUUACUGGAUCAUGAUUUGUUAAAAAUUGCCAUUCGCCAACCAUAAAUUUGAUCAUGAAGAAUCAAUGGUAUUUUUAAUUGGGGUGGACAUCCUUCUGAAAGCGUAUCUUGGCAUUAAUGUUUUAUGAAACGUUGCCUGAAUGAUCUCUUGGUUUUAGACCCGUUUCUAGUUGAGUGAUAAACCCUCUCAUGUCAAUAUUUGCCUUGCUCCUUUUUCCAAUACGAGCUAAGUCCGUUUAUCCAUUGAGAAGAUUAAUCAAUGACACAACCUCUAGGCUUGCCAAUGCUGAGCUCGAACUUUUGCAUAAUGUUUGAAAGGUAGAUCAUGUUGCAUUGCAGAGUAGGAACAAAAUAUCUCAAAAGGAAAUGUCGCGCAUCAGAAUGGCUUUGCCGUUCUCGGUACCACUUACAUAUCUGAAGUUGCAAACUCGAAAGAAGAAAAUGUAUUCAUUGAAAAGGACGACGGAAACUAGAAGGGUUAGGGAACA